ACUUGAAAUAAAAUAUACGCAGGACGAAUAUUAAAAAUGAAAAAUGUAAAUAUGUGAUGCAUCAUAAAUUCAGGGACUUUCCCUUUCACCAAAGUCUAUAAUGACUGGCUAUCCUGAUGAUUCUUUGUUUCAAGCAAUCAAAUCAUUGAUCCAAAAUAGCAUAUACUGUCGGAUGUGACAGACAGUAAUCAAUGCCAAUUUCAGAAGUGUUUUCACAGCGAAGUUCGUGGAGUCGCUCUCGUUCAUGUUCUUAGUUAACUACAAAUUGCUCUCGCCAACUUGCUUCUCCGCAGCACCCACGGUGAGCGCUUAUUUUAAUCGAUGGAGAACGUAAAUGUGAAGUCUGUGAAGUCUAAGGAACUUACAUGUUGAUGCAAGUCGAUCUCGAAAGGAAAACUACAUCGAUCAUACUUCAUGUCAUGAAUCGAACAACAAAAUUGCUUGAAAGAUCUUAGAAAUCUGACAAGAGGAAGCCAUUGUCACUUGAAGGAAGUAUAGACAUUUCAUUUUCCAUUCUGGACAACAGAAACAGAUUCAGAAAGCUUUCUAGCGACGUGACCCAAGAGAAACUUUCCGAAUAUGACAACCAAACACAAACAACCCAAAACUGCACACUCAGCAACUGUGACAGAUUCAGUUCCCAACGAGACUGGAGCAACGGGUCACCACUCAUCUGUUUCCGACCAGAUAUUAUUCAUUUUUCCUGACAAUGACCUCACCCCAACAAUUGCACAAGCAAGAAUCGACACGAAUUCUAAAGCAAUGGACUUGAGUCUUGCCAACUGCAACCUUGCUGUCUGUGGCCAACCUGGCACUGUACAUCAUUCUGAUUGUCACUUGCUCAGCAAAAAUCGAGGCGAAGGCGAUCUGAGGCAAGCAGAUAGCUACGUUAAACAAAUACAGCCAAUGGAAGCAGAAGCGGACAGUACAGUGCAGUGUUUAAGUAGACCAACUGUCUCUGAAGAGGAAAGUCAGCAGAAACCGAGCAAUUCAUCUGGUGAAAUGAUACUGGAUGUUGAGCCAUCAAUACCUGUCGUGAGAAAGCAAGGUUUCCUUAAUGGACCGCAAUGUGAGGAUGUCCUCAAACACCUUGAGCUUUUACAGGACAGUGGAGCGUUUGAGCACCAUGAGCGCAUUUUUAAUUUCUACCUUCAACGAUUUGUUGAAAAAGUCAGCAAAGGCAUGAAAGAAAUAGCAAACGAACAACAAAUUCCAAAUGGAGAACACUGCAACCAAGUGCUCAAGAGGUUUCAACUUUUCCAGCAAAACGGACAGCUAAAAAAGGAUGAGCAACUGUCCUCUCUGUACUCGACACUUUGUACAAAAAAAGAGUACGCUGACAUGGAAUUAGCCUUAAUAAUUGAGCAAGGAGUAUCAUACUGGCUCCACAAACAACUCAGCAAAAGCAAGCUCUACUUCAUUUCAGUCAUAAAACUCGCCGAGCAUUGUCAGCUACGAAAUCCGAACAUUUUAAUUGCAAGAGCCUAUUUUUUACUUGCAGCCAACUAUAGUUCUAGGGCUAGGAAGACCAGGAAAGUUUCAAGCGCUUUGGAAUGUCUAAAACGAAGCGAGGCGUUACUACAAAAUCACGAGUCACCCGAGGACUGGGCCGAAAUGUACUGCACUUUAGGCUCUGUCUGGUUAGCUUACAUGAGCAUGGUCCCGGAUGACGACAGGAAUGCUAAGCCGCGAAAGGAAACGCAAAGAAAAGCAAAAAAUUGCUAUGAACGGGCGAUUGCAAUCUGCAAGAAAGACCCCCGCUCAAGGGUUCAACAAAAAAAGCUAACAUAUUGCCACCUUGGUCUUGCAGCCCUCUUACUUGAUUGCGCUUCAACUGUCGCUCGAAGUCGAAUAAAAGUAAUUCCAUCACAAGAUCUCAAAGAUGCGACAAAACACCUUGAUAUUGUAGAGUACGAACUUGGUAACAUUCCUCGAGGUACACGCGUGCAGGUUUUGAAAACGCGUUCUGACCAAUACUAUCGUCAAGGACCUGAAAUGUAUCAACUGGCAAAAGAAACUGCCCAGGAUGCUUUGCAAAUGGCACGCCGCCAUGGAUUUAACACCGAACUGGAGUCGCUUCAAGAGCAAAUUGAUUUUCUCGAUCAGUUGUGCGAAGACACAUUGUGUAAAGAAAGAAUUAAGCUGCUUGUUGAUGGCGAUACCUCAACUUCUGACAGUGACUCUAGAUUUGAAACAAGCUGCAGUGAACCCGACGAGAAUCAGAACUCGCUGUAGUUCUGGGUCGAAACCGGCAGCCAUCAAAAUCAGUCCCAGUAAGGUUUCCGAAAAUAUGAUCGUCCUACAAACUUGAUAUAAGAUCAUGGACACAAAAUGCAACAAUACUUUCCACCCUUCGGUAGUCCUUAAUAAAACAAUGAUUCAGAUACAGGAAUAUCAUAAAUACGCGUACGUGUAGUAAGGUUGUUGUUAAUUUUGAAGUUUUGUAUUAUCUAAUAAACAAUAAAGUUCCAAAGUAACAAGUCUAUCAACAGUAUUUUGGCAGCUUUUCCUUGCUGUUUGCUACUUGAGUACCUUUACAGCUUUUCAGCCGGGAAUCUACUUAAGCCACAUUUAAAACGCGUCAAUGAAAGACAGCGGAAUUUGAAGUGGUUAGAUAACUCAAUUAUGGAAAAGGGAAUUUACCUUUCAAGGUUUUGGAAACCUUUGUAUAUUUGUUCGUUUUUGUACAGUUAUUUAACUUGCAAAUAUGAAUCACGAAUAGUCUUAGCGUCACUUCGGUUUCACUGCAAGGGUAUAGCUAUAUAGAUAUUCUGCUUCGCCGAGGGAAAAAGACAUCGUUUUUCUCCUAUUGGCUCUGCUUCCAGCGAAAAAGAAUUCAAAACACGUUAGGACACUGAGUUGUGAAAGACUUUUUUGUCCACGUGGUACAUGCAGCGGCUUUGAUACAAGUAUUCUAAACACUGAAUCCUUGAGGUUAUUUCAACGCAUAUCAAUAAGCAGGAAUCCGACUUUCUCGGAGACUAAAAUAUCUCGGAAGUUCCAUGGUAUGUUGUUGAUGACCAACAAGACCGAUAAUACCGAUUAAAAGUGGUCAUUACA
Orbicella faveolata is the source of this 3060-nucleotide messenger RNA. RefSeq lists its product as uncharacterized. NCBI's taxonomy places the organism in Eukaryota, Metazoa, Cnidaria, Anthozoa, Scleractinia, Merulinidae. The record is from RefSeq and is a predicted model, not a curated record.